Messenger RNA from Salvelinus namaycush (lake trout), 727 nucleotides. RefSeq names its product glutaredoxin-1-like. NCBI's taxonomy places the organism in Eukaryota, Metazoa, Chordata, Actinopteri, Salmoniformes, Salmonidae. Bases 173 to 493 code for a protein of 106 amino acids. The record is from RefSeq and is a predicted model, not a curated record. The transcript is spliced from 3 exons.
GUGUCUUAAUCUAAACAGGAAGCCUGUCCGACCCCAGUGCAGCUGUAAUAAAGAGUACGGUUGGAAUCUAUCCUGGCUAUGGUUUCGCCAACUCUCUCUCAAUUUCAGUCAUAAAUAUUUACAAUCUGUUGGAUUACUCUAUUCAUAACGCUGCGGCUCUCUAAAUAGCAACAUGGCUCAGGAAUUCGUUACGGCCAGAAUUAAAGGGGACAAAGUAGUCGUGUUUCUAAAACCGUCAUGCCCAUAUUGCGUAAUGGCAAAAGAUGUUUUGUCAAAGUAUGGAUUCAAAUCUGGACACUUGGAAUUCAUAGACAUCACUGGACGAGAUGACAUGAGUGAAAUCCAGGAUUACCUAAAUAAAAUAACAGGUGAUCGAACGGUGCCACGGGUGUUCAUCGGUAAGAAGUGUGUUGGUGGGGGCAGUGACGUUAAAGCGCUGGAUAAGAGUGGGAAACUGGAGGGAAUGCUGAAGUCAAUCGGAUCGCUGCAAUGAUCUUCAGACAGCUGUGAAUAUCUGCACCACCUGGAAAACCCCUUGCCUUCGGUCUGUCUGCUGAACUGAGACCAAACAUUGUGUGUCAUCUAUAGCGCUGAUGUUAGAGGAAGUUUCUUCGUUUGUCACCAGUCUAUCUUCAUGACUGUAGGCCUGUCUCGGUUCCUCCAGUUUACAUCAUUAUAUCACUUAACCACUAUCUUUUGUAUAAAAUAAAAGACAAAUGUUAACUAG